UCUCUAAUUUCCAACAUGGUAUCAGAGCCUUAUUUCUCGGAUGCGCAGAUUUUAUGAAGGAGCAAGAUCAGAAGAUGAGGCUUCGUGGCCUCGACGCCCAGAAAUCCAACAUCGCCGCUGGCGUCGCCGAAUCUCGUAUCCUACGCACUCCGCUUGGCCCUAAGGACAUGGACAAGAUGAAGCAGAGCCCUGCCGGCGACCUCAUCAUCACAAACGAUGGGGCAACAUUCUUGGAACACAUGCACGUGGACAAUCAGAUUGCAAAGGUGAUGGUGGCUAAUCAUCCAGAUGCAGGAGGUAGCGAUUACUUAGCUUCGAAGAUUAACGAAGACAAGGACAUUAUGCUUGGAAAGACCAAAGGCGGAGGCUCUGCCUUCUAACUCAUUGUUAUGUAUCAUUGCUUAAAUUUUGGAGAAUCAUGGUGAGAUGUGCACCAUGGAGAGAUUGGACAAAUAUUUGUGGAGAGAUGUGCUCCUUUAAGAGAAUGUUGGUGAUUAUGUGCAUCAACAAGAUUGAGAUGAGAAGUGCAUCACAAAGUGGAGAGAAGUGCUCUAUGAAGAUUCAAGAGGAAUGACAAGAAAUUUUGAAUCAAGGGGGAAUGUUGAAUAACUGAUUCAAAAUUUGUUAUUAGGUUGUUAUUUUGUUAGUGGAGUUGUUGCUAAUUAGUUUAGAUUUUUAUGGGAUUAAG
This is a messenger RNA of Asparagus officinalis (garden asparagus), 688 nucleotides long. RefSeq names its product T-complex protein 1 subunit epsilon-like. Gene Ontology annotation, molecular function: ATP binding; ATP-dependent protein folding chaperone. Bases 54 to 380 code for a protein of 108 amino acids. NCBI's taxonomy places the organism in Eukaryota, Viridiplantae, Streptophyta, Magnoliopsida, Asparagales, Asparagaceae. Gene Ontology annotation, cellular component: chaperonin-containing T-complex. The transcript has a single exon. Gene Ontology annotation, biological process: protein folding. The record is from RefSeq and is a predicted model, not a curated record.